AUGAAAGGCCGAGCUGUGCUCAAGAUCGGAAAGACGCUCUCAAGGGGCCCUGAGCGACAGUCAAGUCUCUGCCGGGACCUACAUUUCUCGCCAAAGCAGACAAAUGGCAUAACGGGCUUGACAGCUAAGGGAGCUGUAUCAGGGGCCCUUGAACGCGCCAUUGAGCGGGCCCGGAGAGACUUUCGAUCCGAUACCGUGACUGUCCCUACCGAGGCCGUGAUGGAGGCAAUUGUCAAUGCGUCAACCUUUGGGGAUGAUAUUUACGACGAGGAAGGGGACGCAACAGUGAAUGAGUUCCAGGAGAAGAUCAAAGCACUAACAGGCAAAGAGGCAGCGCUCUUUGUCGUAUCCGGUACCCAAGGCAAUCAGAUCUGUCUGCGGACUCAUUUGCACCAGCCACCUCAUACAAUUCUUCUUGACUACCGUGCUCACGUUCAAACCUGGGAAACUGGAGCAAUUCCUGUUCUGUCGCAGGCAACAGUGACAAGCGUUGAGCCGAAGAAUGGUGUUCAUUUGACCCUGGAAGAUGUGAAGGAUCGGAUUAUUGAGGAAGGAAACUUCCACUUUCCACCUACGCGAGUUGUCUCCCUCGAAAACACCCUGAGUGGCUCGAUUCUCCCAUUGAAAGACGCCAGAGAGAUUUCGAACUAUGUCCGCAGAGUUCGUGUGCCGCCAGGCCGAGCCCCAAUCGCCAUGCAUCUCGAUGGAGCCCGGCUGCUGGAAGGUAUAACUGCAGAAGGCGUAACAGCCAGGGAGUACCUUGACUGCUUCGACAGUGCUAGUAUCUGCAUUUCCAAGGGCUGUGGUGCUCCAAUGGGCAGCGUCAUCGUUGGUACUCGCGAGUUCAUCGACCGCGCGAAGUGGUUCCGGAAGAUGUUUGGAGGCGCAACUCGACAGACGGGAAUGAUGGCCGCUGCUGCCAUCGCUGCGAUGGAGCACACUUUGCCCCUACUUCCGAAAGUGCAUGCGCUCACCCGGCGCGUGGCCGACUAUCUGCAUCGGAUCGGGUACGAAUUCCUCAUGCCAGUGGAUACCAACAUGAUUGUCCUCGACUUGAAGAAGACUGGCAUUACUGGAGAUGAUAUUGUUUUCUACUGCAAGCAGCAGGGAUUGUUGGUAUUCCCUAACGGGCGGCUAGCCUUCCACCAUCAGAUAUCGGACGACGGGGUUGCUCGGCUUCAGAGAGCGUUGUUGGAACUGAUUACGGAUAAGAAGAGAUACUAA
Molecule: messenger RNA, 1224 nt
Organism: Aspergillus niger
Lineage: Eukaryota; Fungi; Ascomycota; Eurotiomycetes; Eurotiales; Aspergillaceae
Exons: 4
Coding region: 1-1224 (407 amino acids)
Biological process (GO): L-threonine catabolic process; glycine biosynthetic process
Cellular component (GO): cytosol
Molecular function (GO): L-allo-threonine aldolase activity
Source: RefSeq, a predicted model, not a curated record